AUGCAGGCGGCGGCGGCUGCCGCGGUGCCCUUCUUGCUGCUCUGCGCCUUGGGGACCUGGUCUCCGGUGCGCUGCGGCCAGGCAGGAGACGCCUCGUUGACGGAGCUGGAGAGGAGGACCGAGCACGGCUUCCUGCAGCGCCAGAGCAUCGUGCCACUCCGGCUCGUCUAUCGCUCCGGCGGCGGCGAGGACGAAACUCGGCGCGGCGCGCUAGAGACGCGGGUGCGGGGCGACCCUGGCGGCGGGCAGUUGACUCACGUUGACCAAGCAACCUUCCAGGUUGAUGCCUUUGGAACAUCAUUCAUUCUCGAUGUCAUAUUAAAUCAUGAUUUGCUGUCCUCUGACUACAGAGAGAGACACAUUGAGCCUGGAGGCAAGACGGUGGAGGUUAAAGGCGGGGAACACUGUUACUACCAGGGACAUAUCCGAGGAAACCCUGCCUCAUUUGUUGCGCUGUCAACGUGCCAUGGACUUCGCGGGAUGUUCUACGACGGGAACCACACAUACCUCAUUGAGCCAGAAGAAACCGAUGCGUCCCAGGAAGAUUUUCAAUUUCAUUCAAUUUAUAAAUCCAGACUGUUUGAAUUUCCUUUGGAUGACCUUCCAUCUGAAUUCCAACAAGUAAAUAUCACUUCACCAAAAUUUAUUUUGAAGCCAAGGUCAAAAAGGAUUAAAAGGCAGCUUCGCCGACGUCCUCGCAACGUAGAGGAGGAAACCAAAUAUAUUGAACUAAUGAUUGUCAAUGAUCAUCUCAUGUUUAAAAAGCAUCGGUUGUCAGUUGUACAUACAAAUACCUAUGCGAAAUCUGUGGUGAACAUGGCCGAUUUAAUCUAUAAAGACCAACUUAAGACAAGGAUAGUAUUGGUUGCCAUGGAAACCUGGGCAAGUGACAACAAGUUCGUCAUAUCUGAAAAUCCAUUGAUCACCCUACGUGAGUUUAUGAAAUACAGGAGGGAUUUUAUCAAAGAGAAAAGUGAUGCAGUUCACCUUUUUUCGGGGAGUCAAUUUGAGAGUAGCCGGAGCGGGGCAGCUUAUAUUGGUGGGAUAUGCUCAUUGCUGAAAGGAGGAGGCGUGAAUGAAUUUGGUAAAACUGACUUAAUGGCAGUUACACUUGCCCAGUCCUUGGCCCAUAAUAUUGGUAUUAUCUCAGACAAAACAAAGUUAGCCAGUGGAGAGUGUAAAUGUGAGGACACGUGGUCUGGAUGUAUAAUGGGAGAUACUGGCUAUUAUCUUCCUAAAAAGUUCACCCAAUGUAAUAUUGAAGAGUAUCAUGAGUUCUUGAAUAGUGGAGGUGGUGCCUGCCUUUUCAACAAGCCCUCUAAGCUUCUGGAUCCCCCAGAGUGCGGCAAUGGCUUCAUUGAAACCGGAGAGGAGUGUGACUGUGGGACCCCCACGGAAUGUGUCCUUGAAGGAGCAGAAUGUUGUAAGAAAUGCACCUUGACUCAAGACUCGCAGUGCAGUGAUGGCCUUUGUUGUAAAAAGUGCAAGUUUCAGCCGAUGGGGACUGUGUGCCGAGAAGCGGUAAAUGAUUGUGAUAUUCAUGAAACAUGCUCAGGAAAUUCAAGCCAGUGUGCCCCUAACAUUCAUAAAAUGGACGGAUACUCAUGUGAUGGGGUUCAGGGAAUUUGCUUUGGAGGAAGAUGUAAAACCAGGGACAGACAAUGCAAAUACAUAUGGGGACAAAAGGUGACAGUGUCCGACAAAUACUGCUAUGAGAAGCUGAAUAUUGAGGGCACCGAGAAGGGGAACUGUGGCAAGGACAAAAACACUUGGAUACAGUGCAACAAACGGGAUGUCCUCUGUGGUUACCUUUUAUGCACUAAUAUUGGUAAUAUACCAAGACUUGGAGAACUUGAUGGUGAAAUCACAUCUACUUUACUUGUGCAGCAGGGGAGAACAUUAAACUGCAGUGGUGGGCAUGUUAAGCUUGAAGAAGAUGUUGACCUUGGCUAUGUGGAAGAUGGUACUCCCUGUGGUCCCAAAAUGAUGUGCUUGGAACAUAGAUGUCUUCCUGUGGCUUCUUUCAACUUCAGUACUUGCUUAAGCAGUGAAGUAGGCACUGUUUGUUCAGGAAACGGGGUUUGCAGUAAUGAGCUGAGGUGUGUGUGUAAUAGACAUUGGAUUGGUGCAGACUGCAGCACUUACUUCCCACACAAUGAUGAUGAAAAGGCUGGCAUUACUCUGUCUGGCAAUGGUGUUGCUGGUACCAAUAUCAUAAUAGGCAUAAUUGCCGGCACCAUUUUAGUGCUGGCCCUCAUCUUAGGAAUCACUGCAUGGGGUUAUAAAAACUAUCGAGAACAGAGACAGUUACCCCAGGGAGAUUAUGUAAAAAAGCCUGGAGAUGGCGACUCUUUUUAUAGCGACAUCCCUCCUGGAGUCAGCACAAACUCAGCAUCUAGCUCUAAGAAGAGAUCGAACGGACUCUCUCACUCUUGGAGUGAAAGAAUUCCAGACACAAAACAUAUUUCAGACAUCUGUGAAAAUGGACGACCUCGGAGUAAUUCUUGGCAAGGUAACCUGGGAGGCAACAGAAAGAAAAUCAGAGGGAAACGAUUUAGACCUCGGUCUAACUCAACUGAGCAUCUCCGCAACUGUGCCCAAACCAAUAUGCACUGAUAGUGGGGGGCUCACCUUCGCUACAGGCUUUUUCCUCCAGUAACCUGCCAUUGUGGUGUCUUCUUGGUUCUGUGUCUGAAGGGAAUUUUGAUAACAUUCCUCUUCUCAUCUCCUGGGGUCCAGCCAUUCCAGAAGGGUCACCCUUCCUCUCCCUAAUACUCACUCAGCCUGGAAGCAUUGGGGGGAAAAUUCCCAUUGUAUUAGAGCAUGAAACUGCUCACGAUCUGACUCCUCCACUCAGAGGUCUUCAUGGCUGCAAUCUAAGCAUUCUCUCAGACUAAUCAAACAGCGUUCACUUUUCAACUUUCCUUCUGAAGACAAGAGGGCAUUUACCUAAACUUAACCGAACCAUUGUCACUAACUACAACACAAGCGUUUUCAAUGUCAGCACAUGUUUUUUUUGGGGGGGGUCAGGGGUCAGAAGUUACAUUUGAAGUAGUUUGUAAUGAAGUAAUCACCAUGCACUUUUUUUUGUUUCUUUCUCCACUUAAGAAAGUACGAGCAUAACAAAGCUUCAUCUCUUUGCAUCGAACAAAACACACCCUUAGUAUCCUUCUGGACUGACCUUGCCACCUGAUUGAUUUUAAUUUCCUGUAUUUUUUGAUCCAUCUAAAAGAAAUUUAAUUAUCUGUCACCAUGGUGGGAGUUAUUAUUCCCAGGAUCUCUGUUGCUUCUUCAUGCCUUACUACUUGAAAUAUUCAAAUAGCAGGUAUUUGUUAACUGCUUGCCAGAAACCUAUGUUAGCAUUUCCAUCACAUACCCUGCCUUUUUCAGGCCAGGAAUAAUAACAUUGCCCUGAAAUUUGGACCUUCCAGCUGAAUGGUAUUGUCUUGUAAGUGGCUUGUCAAAGUUUACUAGAGGAUACUUUACCUUAGAACAAUAGAUAAUUUUAAGUGAUACGAUUGCAUGGUCCAGAAUGGCAUCAUAAAACUUCAUCAUAUAUAACUAAUCUGUUCGAGUUUAUCUUAUACAUUCCCAAAGUGCUUGGAUGCUCUGGGGCUCAUUACUGAUAAACUCUUCUUGGAAUGUUUCUCUCUUUGUUUUGCAUGGGGUCACUUCGUAAGGGCUCCUUUAGCUUAUCUCGGCUGCUCACAAGAGAACAGAUAAAACUGCAAAAUGUUCUUUAGAACUUCCUUUGUGUACAUUCCCGUUUCCUAACAGGAUUUCCUAUAGCAAGGCUUUAAAAACUGCUAAGUGAAAAGGAUAGAAAGUUCAACAUUAUGUUAGGCUCUUAGUUGAGGACCCAAAGAAGACUGUGUUUAGUAAGAGUCACAUAAUUGUUUUCAAGAGUGAUCACUUAUAUUUUGAAAUUUUGGUUACAAUCCUUACUCAUAUCACGUGAUUAAAAGUGAUUUGAGUCCUUAUACAAUAUUUCCUAUAAGGUAAUCCAGUUAUUAUAUUUAAUAAGACAUCCGAUGGCAUCAUUUUGUGAGGGAAACCUGUGAAGGAUUAUGUUAGACAUGGUUCGCUAGAGAAAUAA
Echinops telfairi (small Madagascar hedgehog) is the source of this 4096-nucleotide messenger RNA. It is a transcript of the gene ADAM22, whose product is annotated as ADAM metallopeptidase domain 22. Gene Ontology annotation, biological process: proteolysis. The coding region runs from base 1 to 2616 and encodes 871 amino acids. Gene Ontology annotation, molecular function: metalloendopeptidase activity. The record is from RefSeq and is a predicted model, not a curated record. The transcript has 30 exons. Gene Ontology annotation, cellular component: postsynaptic density membrane. Lineage: Eukaryota; Metazoa; Chordata; Mammalia; Afrosoricida; Tenrecidae.